This is a messenger RNA of Aspergillus puulaauensis, 984 nucleotides long. RefSeq names its product endo-1,4-beta-xylanase (gene XYNF1). The transcript is spliced from 10 exons. Gene Ontology annotation, biological process: carbohydrate metabolic process. The record is from RefSeq and is a predicted model, not a curated record. The coding region runs from base 1 to 984 and encodes 327 amino acids. NCBI's taxonomy places the organism in Eukaryota, Fungi, Ascomycota, Eurotiomycetes, Eurotiales, Aspergillaceae. Gene Ontology annotation, molecular function: hydrolase activity, hydrolyzing O-glycosyl compounds.
AUGGUGCACUUCUCUUCCCUCGCAGGGGGCGCUCUUUUGGCCACUGUCGCAUCCGCAUCCCUCUUCAGCCGACAGGAAACGCAGAGCCUCCAUGCUGCCUUUACCGCUGCUGGAAAGCUGUAUUUCGGCAACAUUGCCGAGCAGGCCUUGCUGGAGAAUGCCCAGAAUGAGCCCAUCCUUGCUUCUGACUUUGGCGCCCUGACCUGCGAGAACAGCAUGAAAUGGGAUGCAACUGAGGCUACGCAGGGGAGCUUUAGCUUCUCUGGAGCUGAUGCUGUUGUGAAUUACGCAGUGGAAAACGACAAGCUGGUCCGAGGACACACGCUUGUCUGGCACUCUCAGCUUCCAUCAUGGGUUUCCCAGAUCAGUGAUCCCGAUACCCUGACCACUGUCAUCCAGGACCACGUGUCCGGUGUGAUGGGGCAGUACAAGGGUCAAAUCUACGCUUGGGACGUGGUGAAUGAGAUCUUCGAUGAGGAUGGCACACUCCGCGACAGCGUCUUUUCGAACGUGCUUGGGGAGGACUUUGUCCGUAUCGCGUUUGAAGCUGCCCGUGAAGCUGAUCCCGACGCGAAGCUUUAUAUCAAUGACUACAACUUGGAUGAUGCCUCCUACGCCAAGACGCAGGGGUUCGUCAGCAAAGUCGGCGAAUGGAUCGCUGCAGGAGUUCCAAUUGAUGGAGUUGGCUCUCAAUCUCACUAUGGUGCUGGAGGCUUCCCUACCUCCGGAACCCAGGCAGCCCUCGAGGCCCUCGCGUCGACUGGCGCGUCUGAGGUCGCGAUUACCGAGCUUGAUAUUGGUGGCGGCAGCUCCGAAGAUUGGGUCAAUGUCGUCAAUGCGUGCCUGAAUGUCGAGGCCUGCAUCGGAAUUACCGUCUGGGGUGUCUCUGACAAGGAUUCGUGGCGCGCGGAAGAGAGCCCCUUGUUGUUCGAUUCGAACUACCAGGCUAAGGACGGCUAUAGCGCUAUCCUUGGUGCGCUGUAA